AUGGGUGCACUUGAUCGAGAUACACCACUGCCAGCAUCAGUGACGGGGUAUUUUGGGGUUGGAGAGCAUGGCAACCUCGUGCUGGUGGAUGAAAAAGGAAAUACUUCCUACUUCUACACCGAUCCCCAAACGUCUCAGCCUUACUCUGCCACAAUGGUGAAGCUUUUGGAUUCCGGGAACUUGGUAUUAAGUGAUGCUCAAUCUGGAAAGACCAUUUGGCAAAGCUUCGAUCAUCCCACCGAUACAUUUCUUCCGGGUAUGAAGAUGGAUGAAAUCCUAAAGUUGACUUGUUGGAAAAUUAGUGAUGACCAGGGAUCCGGAAACUUUACCUUCAGGCAAGAUGAGGGAAAUGCAUACUUGUACAGCAUUCAGAAAUGGUCAAUCAUAUACUGGAAAAGUGGAGAGUCGGGUCCAUUCACCUGGUACAAUCGAAUGAUUAGAGCCGUAGCGUUACUCUUAUCAAACUAUAGUAAUCUUGCCAAUUUGAUAAAUUAUAAAUAUUUUCGCAACUCAUCAAUUCCAAAUUAUAAUUAUAAUUAUAAUUAUACACGGUUGGUAAUGAAUUAUUCUGGGGAGAUACAGUUAUACAAUGGGCGUAUGGAUAACAAAGGAUGGUCUCUAACAUGGUCAGAGCCGAGAGACCAUCAAUGCAGUGUGUAUAAUUAUUGUGGCAAGUAUGGAAGCUGCAACAAUAACAACACAUUGUUAUGCAAGUGCUUGCCAGGGUUCAAGCCUAGCUUGCCUGAUCAUUGGAGUUCUGGGGAUUUUUCUGAUGGGUGUGUUAGCAAGUCAACUACACCAACACGUCCUGGGAGCUACACGUUCUUGAAAUUGACUAUGAUGAAAGUAAGGAAACCAGACUUGCCGUUUGAUAAUGCUAAAACUCAGAGAGAAUGCAAAGACGAGUGCCUUCGCAGCAGCAGCAGCAAAUGCCUGGCGUAUUCGUAUGUUGAUGAUCAAAUUUUGCCGCGAGACAGAGGUAGCGCCAGGUGCUGGAUGUGGACAACCACGGCUGGGGAUCUCAGUAAUUUACAGGAGUAUACUGAUGCUGGUGGCAUUGAUCUCUAUGUGCGCAUCAAAGCUUCUUUUAUAAGAUUAACAACCAGAAACUGUGACACUUGUGGCACAAAUUUGAUUCCCUAUCCACUAAGCACUGGACCAAACUGUGGUGAUUCCAUGUACUUCAGCAUCCUCUGCAAUUCCUCAACAGGUCAGGUUAGCUCCCGCACACCCAGGAAAACCUUCCAAGUCACUAGAAUCGAUCCAGAUACACAAAAAUUUGUCAUUCAAUCAAAAAGUUCUGAGAAGUGCGAGGCAAGAGGUUCAGGAGAUGAACUACAGCUGAAUGCAUCUCUUCCCUUUCGUAUCACUGACUGGUGCUACACUGAUCCGUCUCAUAAACCCAUGAAAGGAUGGAAGGAAAUAGAGAUUGCUUGGAAACCACCACAAGAGCCAUCCUGUAAUUCAUCCAAAGACUGCAAAGAUUGGCUUAAUUCUAGUUGCAAUAUAACAGAAAAUGGGAAGGCAAGGUGCCUUUGCAUUGCAAACUAUCACUGGAAUGGCUCGAGUUUAAAUUGUACUCAAGGUGAGUACUCUUAUGCAGCAUUAGCUACGUCAUAUACCGAAGACGUAUUGUGGCGAAAUGAGAAGAAAGCAGACAAAGGAACCAAGGGAAUCCGGUUCUUCACUUGUAUGAUAGUGAAAGAUGAGUCAAGGACUUGA
Messenger RNA from Cornus florida, 1722 nucleotides. RefSeq names its product G-type lectin S-receptor-like serine/threonine-protein kinase At4g03230. Lineage: Eukaryota; Viridiplantae; Streptophyta; Magnoliopsida; Cornales; Cornaceae. The record is from RefSeq and is a predicted model, not a curated record. The coding region runs from base 1 to 1722 and encodes 573 amino acids. Gene Ontology annotation, biological process: recognition of pollen. The transcript has 4 exons.